AUGCACAAUUGGUGGGAUGUUCGCAAUGACGAAAUACAAUGGUUGCCUGCUUUUCAAACAGCUGCAACACGUGCUCAACGUUUCUUACGUCGAUUCAUUGAUAAAGCACGAACAAUAUCACCUGAACUUUUCGAAUUUUAUAUUCUCUCAAAGGCGAUGCCGAUGUAUCUACAAAUGCACAUAGAAGAAACUCCAUUUAUUGACGCUUUACGUCGCGGUAGACCUAAUAGUUACAUUCGAAACUGGAUGCAGUGGAACAAUCAUACACAUCCUCAUAAGUGUUACUUAGAUCAUUUAUCUGCUUUUUUAUCAGCAUCCUCUAUUGCACAGAACUAA
This is a messenger RNA of Rotaria sp. Silwood2, 336 nucleotides long. The record is from the annotation of a GenBank genome assembly. NCBI's taxonomy places the organism in Eukaryota, Metazoa, Rotifera, Eurotatoria, Philodinida, Philodinidae.